Messenger RNA from Chrysoperla carnea, 4093 nucleotides. RefSeq names its product transmembrane protein 245. NCBI's taxonomy places the organism in Eukaryota, Metazoa, Arthropoda, Insecta, Neuroptera, Chrysopidae. Bases 117 to 2897 code for a protein of 926 amino acids. The transcript is spliced from 12 exons. The record is from RefSeq and is a predicted model, not a curated record.
AUGGAUCAUGAUUAUUUUACCAAUAAAAUUAAUACUAGAAUGUUUGAAAAAAGAUAAUCAGUAUUAAAUCUAGUCGUAUAAAGUAAUGUAUAAGUAAUAAAAAAAAAAAAAAAACAAUGGAUAGAAAUAUUAAAAUAAAUAGUUUACGUUCACCAUUUGAUGGAAUAUUUAAUGUGAUCAGUGGUUUACCACAAGGGCAUGAAAAACCUUUGAAACAUGCAUUAUACAAUGCUGUAGCACUAUUAAUAUUAAUUUUUUGCUGUGCCACAUGUUGGACAUUGUACUUAAUAUUGGAACCAUUUAUAAAGCCACUAGUAUGGGCACUAUUAAUUGGAUCUGUGUUACAUCCAUUUAAAUAUAAACUUACAAAAUUAAUACGAAAAUGGUUUAAACAAUUGGAUGAAAAGAAUACGCCAGUUAUUAUUGGUUUUGUUGUGUUACCAAUCAAUAUUGCAAAUGAUUUUUCUGAAAGUGUUGGAAAUCAUAUAUUGAAACGUUUAAAAAUUAUUAUUGGCGUUGUUAUUGCGAUUUCGUUGAGUCAUAUUUUGUAUAAUUAUACGCCACGUUUUGCUGUGAAUGUUGUAUGGAUUAUUAUCAACUUCAAUCAUACAGUAGUGUCUUUUCUUAUGAAUAUCAGCAGUUCUUCCACGAUAUUUGUAUUUGUGUUAAUGUAUAUAACAGCGUUAAUAUUCUUUUGGAAACGUGAAACAGCACAAAAUUUUCGAUAUGCUGCAUAUGGUUUAUGGAUUUUAAUCUCAUGUUGCCUUUGUCAAAUUGUAGACGAUUAUAAAUUACAUAUAUUUGUUUUUUUACAAUUUUUAAGUUUAGCAGGCUUUAUAAUUGAAAUUUUAAACUAUCAAGAAGAACUACGGAAUUCAGGUCAUGAAAUAUCGUUUGCAAAAUGCUUGUUACUAGUUUUUACACAAGAAAAAUUAGCUGACCAACCAUUAGACCAGUCAGACACAACAGAACCAAAUAUUAAUAAAAACUUAGAUAAAUCUUUAAAUAGUUCUACGGAAAUUGAAACUGUGUUCACAAAACAUGAAGAAAUCAAUAAAUCGUUACAAUCAAACGGUGCCAAAUCUUCAACGAAAAAUGACAAUUCUGAAUUUGAAUUAGAAUUGUUUACUAAAAAAGCGACAUCAGGAGAUUCGGAUAAAAGUUUAACAUCAAAAUCAUCUACAUCAGAUUUAAAAGUACCUGAUUCGUUAAAAAUUACUCCUGUUGUACAAACAAAAAUCACACCGGUAACAGCUAGUCGACGGCAUACAAUCAAUACGGAUAUUCCAAAAAAUAAAAAAACUUUUAUUGAAUCUCUAAUAUUGUCCAGAUUACAAUAUCAACAAAGUCAAACUGCAGAUGAUAAAUUCACCAGUGAUUUAUACAUAUACUGUGUAUUUUGGGCAUGUUGUGUUUUGGUUGUAUGGAAACAAAUAUUUUUUCUAGCACUUCUACCAAUUCCUAUUUUAAUUUAUAUAAUAAAACGCACUGGAUAUUAUUUUAAUGUAUGGGCGUACUUAAAUUCACAAAUUUCUAAUUUUUAUACUAGCAUAUAUGAAUGGUGUGUACCACGGUUUGAUGCGCUGGUACCAUUGUAUGUUCGUGGUAUUUACAAAAUAUUUUGUAAGCUUAAUGCGUUAUUCGAAGCAACAUUACGAGACAGUAUUGACACCGUUGCAAGUACUGUUGUUAUAUUUGGACUGAUUGUAUUUUUAACAUUAUCAUCAAUAUUCAUUUUUAUUCAGGUGUAUGCAGAGGCUAUAAUGCUUGUACAAAUAGCUGGUAAUGUAAUUAACAAUACUGUUGUACAUAAUCCAGAAUUACGCCAACUAUUACCUCCAGGCAUUGAUGAUACUAUUGAUUCAUUAAUUGAUAACGCAUAUACUUAUGGACGUGAAGGUAUUAGUAAAACUAUACGAAGUAUGAUGAGUGAUGUUCAAGAUGAAAAGUCAGCAAAAUUAGAACAGCAAGUACUUGAACUAUGGGAUCGUGUUUAUCAAUCAUGGAUAUCAGCAGACAAUUCCAAUAUAAUUGGACCAACAGUUACUUCAAUGGCUGUUGAAAAUUCAUGGAAUACAUUCCUUGAGGAUCUACGAAAAUCACCUGAAAUGUUUAAUUUAAGUGCAAUUAUCGAAUUUUUAAAACAAAAUGUUGGUACUAUGACUUCAUUGUUGGAAUCCGUAUGGUCAAUUUUAAAAGGAAAUAUCAGCCUUGUAUUAGGAUCAUUUAGUGCCUUUGUAUCGAUUAUUCUAGGUGGUGGAACUGCUGUUCUCAAUUUUAUAUUAAAUGUGAUUGUUUUUCUAACUACACUUUUCUACUUGCUAAGUUCAAGUGGUGUAUUUUACAAACCUGUAGAACUAUUAUCUAGUGUUUCACCAUCAAAUGGUUCACGAUUUGGAUUGGCAUUAGAACAAGCUGUUUAUGGUGUAUUUAAGGCAACUGGAAAAAUGGCGUUAUUUUAUGGACUUUGGACAUGGUUUAUACAUAGUUUAUUUAAUGUAAAAAUAGUAUAUUUGCCAACAGCCCUAGCAACAAUUCUGGGUGCUGUUCCAUUUUUAGGACCAUAUUGGGCAUGUUUUCCAGCAGUUUUAGAUUUAUGGCUAUCUCAAGAUCAAUUAUUUUUAGCUUGUAUGUUUGCAAUAUGUCAAUUUGCGCCAUGUGCUUUUAUAGAUGCUACAAUUUAUCAAGAAAUUAAAGGUGGUGGCCAUCCCUACUUAACAGCGUUAGCUAUUGCUGGUGGAAUAUUUUGGCUGGGCGUGGAAGGUGCUAUAAUUGGACCGAUUAUGUUAUGUGGUUUAUUUGUAGUUGUUGAUUUAUCAUCAGCAUUAUUCAGGGAAUCACCGUUAGAUGAUACUUCGUUACCAAUUAGAUUGCACAGGAUGGAUUCGGUUUUAUAAAAACAAUGGUUGUGAAUUUUUGUGAUGAGUCUAACAAUUGACAAUUUUAUACGCUAAGAAACGACGGGUAUUCUUAAACAAUGAAUCUCAUUGAGAGAAAUUUUAAACUGAAUAUACUAUAAAUUUGCUUUUGCUUCAAGAAAAAGUAAUUAAUUAUAAAUGAGAGAUUUUACGAUUUAGAUAGUUUUUAAAAUAUUUACAUAAUUUAUUAUAAAAGCUUGGACAUCGUGUCGUUUUUCCAUUAAUAUUCGUAUAAAUAGGAACAUAAGCGUUCGCAUUGCGAUUUGAUGUCUUAGGUGGACACACACCAUAAUGCAUUUUAUUAUUUUUCUAUGAUUUUUUAAUAUAUUUUGAAUGAAGUAUACUAAAGUUUUGAAUGAAGUAUACUAAACUUUUUCACUUAAAAGGAUCUUGCAGCUAAGGUCGCAUUCAUUAAAAAUGUAUAAAAGAAAAUCUUACGGUCAUAUCCUAAUCAAAAUAGAAAGUUACUAUUAAUGUUAAAUGUUACCACUUUCGAACCCCUUCGCUUUAUUUUGGGUAUAUCUCAAGAACAAUAUAGUUACGAAAAAAUUUGCCAAGUAAAAGUUUUAUUUGGUAAUUCCGUACCUGUAACGUUUUGUUCAUAAAACCAAAUAUUAAAUAUUUCCAAUUCAAAAUUACAUAUUUAUUUUCUUAAAUGCUAAUUCAAUUAGAAAAUGAUCAGAUCUUAUAUAUAUCCUAUAAAAAGCCCCCGUAUUUUUGGAUGAAUUACAAAUUUAAAGGUGUUUAAUUGUCUUCUAGCAGCUAAACUAGCGGAACGAAUUCAUUACAACUGAACGCUUGUAAGAUUUCAGUUUUAAACGUUGCAUUUAUUACAUUUUACUUUGUUCCCAAAUUUAGCUAACUUUAUUUGAUUUGUGAGAUUUUAAAUUCACAAUUACGUAAGUCGUGAGUAGUAAUGGAGAUUUCAAAUUCGUACAAGUUUAUACAAUUUUUAAAUAUAGUUUUCGUAAAAAAGCUGAUGGCAGUUUAUUUAUAAAAAUAAAUUUCUAUGUAUUUAUAUAAACAAGAAACAAACCUGUCUCAAAAUGAGUGUCACACUAAUGUUUACAUUUUUUUUAAAUGAUGGUUUAAUAGGACGUAUCAAAAUAUCUUUCUUGACAGAUUUUCCAAUAAAAAUAUUCUACCAUAAGUGAACGUAUCUCAAAGUUAAUAAA